UGGCAAAAAUUGAACUCAUUUUGUCUAACUUUUUUCAAAGUAGAGCUAAUAAACCUCUAUACAUAACACCAACACCUUCUCCAAAAAAAUUACACACAUUGCAUUAAUGGCAAAUAACUCAUUUUUAUUACACUUUUUGUUGUUUCUUGUUUUUACUUUGAGUUUAUUUUAUGUGGUUUUAUCACAAUAUGAGUUGGAAGAACUUACAUGGUUAGAUGACAAAGAUGAUGAGAUAUCUAUGUUCCAUAGUCAGCAUUCUGCUAUGAAGAGAUGUGAUUUAAGUUCUGGGAAAUGGGUUUUUGAUCAAACUUAUCCUCUUUAUGAUUCAAGUUGUCCUUAUCUUACUGCUGCUGUUACUUGUACAAAGAAUGGUAGACCUGAUACUGAUUAUGAAAAGUGGAGGUGGAAACCUCAUGGUUGUGAAAUUCCAAGGUUCAAUGCAUUGGAAUUUCUUGGAAGGAUGAGGAAGAAGAGAAUAAUGCUUGUUGGUGAUUCUAUAAUGAGGAAUCAAUGGGAAUCACUUGUUUGUCUAGUUCAAUCUGUUAUCCCUAUGGCUAGAAAAACAGUAACCUAUGUUGGCCCUACUAUGGCCUUCCAUGCUAUGGAUUUUGAGACAACGAUAGAGUUCUGCUGGGCUCCUUUCUUGGUGGAACUGAAGAAAGGACCAGAAAACAAGAGAAUAUUGCAUCUGGACAUGAUUGAAGAGAAUGCAAAGUAUUGGAGAGGAGUUGAUGUUCUUGUUUUUGAUUCAGCUCAUUGGUGGACUCACUCUGAUAAAUAUAGUUCGUGGGACUUGAUCAUGGAAGGGAACAGUUUCUAUAGAAACAUGAACCCAAUGAUUGCCUAUGAGAAAGGACUAAUGACAUGGGCUAAGUGGGUUGAUCUGAAUCUUGAUCCUCGAAAAACUCGAGUUUUCUUCAGAAGCAUGUCGCCUCGACAUAACAGGGAAAAUGGAUGGAAGUGCUUCAACCAGAGGGAGCCUCUGGAGUUCUUUAGCCACCCUCAUGUUCCAGAACCAUUAUUGGUGCUAAAAGAGGUGCUAAAAAGGAUGAGCUUUCCAGUAUCAUUCCAGGAUAUAACAACAAUGACAGCUCUUCGAAGAGACGGACAUCCUUCUGUCUAUAAUAAGUUUGUAAGCCAAACUGGUAAGCAGCACCUAGCUGACUAUAAAUCUGAUUGUAGCCAUUGGUGCCUUCCUGGAGUACCUGAUACCUGGAACGAAAUGCUGAAUGUCAUGCUCUAGUUAGUAAAGACGUAGCGUUGACAUAGCUUAGGAGGUCAUCAUUGAGAUGGCUUAUUUUCAAUGUUAAGUUGUCUUUCCUUUUUAUUCUUGCUUGAUGUUUCCAGCACUGCACUUUAGUGUUGAGUGUUAAAUGUUGUAUCCUAUGUAAACAACUGAUGCUUCUGAAUGUGAUAUACUGUGUUAGUCCCAA
Molecule: messenger RNA, 1433 nt
Organism: Capsicum annuum
Lineage: Eukaryota; Viridiplantae; Streptophyta; Magnoliopsida; Solanales; Solanaceae
Product: protein trichome birefringence-like 36
Exons: 5
Coding region: 107-1243 (378 amino acids)
Cellular component (GO): Golgi apparatus
Molecular function (GO): O-acetyltransferase activity
Source: RefSeq, a predicted model, not a curated record